Messenger RNA from Oncorhynchus tshawytscha (Chinook salmon), 2704 nucleotides. RefSeq names its product cholesterol 25-hydroxylase-like protein. Lineage: Eukaryota; Metazoa; Chordata; Actinopteri; Salmoniformes; Salmonidae. The transcript is spliced from 2 exons. Gene Ontology annotation, molecular function: iron ion binding; C-4 methylsterol oxidase activity; steroid hydroxylase activity. The record is from RefSeq and is a predicted model, not a curated record. Gene Ontology annotation, biological process: cholesterol metabolic process; sterol biosynthetic process. Bases 824 to 1324 code for a protein of 166 amino acids.
UAAAAAUAAAGAAACACUUGAAUGAGUAGGUGUGUCCAAACUUUUGACUGGUACUGUAUAAUAAAUGUUCUAACAAAAUGUCCAUAUCAACAAUAAAAAUGAUUGAAAAUGCAGUUCAAAAUGUCAGUCUCAAAUGAAAUUCUAGCUAGAUAAAUAAAAUGCUUCAGUUACAUACUCUACAUGUAUUUUCAUUCAACAGUAGCCUAUCCCACAAAUUGCAAGGAAAAUGUGUUUUGGCCGAUCUUUCCUUGUAAAUGAAGUGUAUUCAUCUGUCUUUUAGGGUGAACCUCUCAGUGACAGCGUUGUACGGCCAAGGAUAAUAAAAUUAUCAAACCUGGCUUUUGUCCAAAGUGUUGUAAAACAUUCCUCUGAUCUCUGAUCGGCUGUCUUAUAUACAAUUAUGUAGACACGCCCAAAUGUGCAGAGCUUACCCACAAAUGUUUAGGCAAUACGCAUGCACAACCUAUGAAAUAGUCUCAAUGCAACAAAUGAAGCUAGGCAAAGCAGUGAUUUCUUUUGCGUACCCUGUCCUUCCCAUGGAAAUAAUAAUGUUGCUAAAGGAGAUGGCUGCCGUUUUACGAUCUCGUAGCCAAUUGUGCUAUUGUGUAUGUUUUUUUGCAUUAUUUGUAACAUAUUUUGAACAUAAUGUUUCUGCCACCAUGUCUUAUGACCGAAAAGAGCUUCUUGAUAUCAGGGCAGCGAUUACUCACCCCGUACUGGAGGAAUUCUUCUUCAACGAGUCGGACGGGGAGGAUUUACUUCGGACGCCCAACAGGGCCCUCAUCCCCGUCAUUCUCAGGAGGAAAAGACGGAGAUAUGGUGGAUGACUGUCCGAGUGCUUUGUAAGGAUCCAUCGCCGAGAGGGGUUCCUUGGCUGUAUCGGAUGGUCCACCAGGCUCACCACCAGAACCGGAUUACCUUUGCCCUGACUGCCCAGGAUGCCAGCCCGGCUGAGCUCCUCUCCCUGCAGGUGCUGGCCCUGACCAGUGCCUGGGUGGUGGGCUGCCACCCUUUGAGCGAGGCCCUGUUCCACCUGCUCAACACCUGGCUGGCCGUAGAGGACCACUGUGGUUAUGACCUGCCCUGGGCCCUCCAUAGACUGCUGCCCUGCUUCGGAGGGGCCCCCUUCCACCAGGCACACCACCACGUCUACAGGGGGAACUACGCCCCCUACUUCAGGCACUGGGACUGGCUUUGUGGGACCUACCUGAGGGUAAGGGAGGAGGCUGGGAGGAAACAUGGAGGGAGGACAAUGAGAAGGAGGAGGAGGAGGAAAAGCCUGGGGUCUGACUGUGUUUGUAUGUGCGCGUACAACAAAGCUUAAAUCACAUCAGGAGACCACUUUUGAGGUGUGAGGAAGAAAAUACAACUUUAUAUUUUGCAGGUUUUAGUUCCCCUUUUAAUUUUAAUUGAGCACAUCAAGAGACUGGUUUUUGGCUGGCAGUGUUUCUGUACUGCAUGUGCAAUAGCAGAGUUUGCUAAUCAAAAUACCCCUCGAUUUGAUACAAUUCAUUCUACCAGGUAAGCCUACUUUGCAGUUAACAUUUCAUUUGGAAAGUUUACUGGAAGGCCUUUAGAAAUGACUGUUUCUGCAAUGUUAACUGACUUUCCUAGUUAAAGUUUAAAUGUAAAAAAAUAUAUAUAAAAAAAAUUGUACUGGCUGCACAAAGUGGUAGACACAGGCAUUCCCAUGCCAUUGCAUCUUCAGAAAGUUGCAAUAAAUACAAAUCACAGAUGCAUUAUUUAAUAUUCUUUACAUGUCGGCUUUGGAUUGAACCAAUCUGUGCUUGCUUUUUCCUCUAUGGCACUUCGAUUUUUUUAUAUUUUUUAAAUGUAACAUUCAUUUAACUAGGCAAGUCUGUUAAGAACAAAUUCUUAUUUACAAUGACGGCCAAACCCGGACGACGCUGGGCCAAUCGUGUGCCUCCCUAUGGGACUCCCAAUCCCGGACAGUUGUGAUACAGCCUGGAUACAACUUGGUAAAACAGCCACACAGUGAAGCCUCAACUAGCUCUCACAGUCUCACGUCAGAAUUAGACAUUCGUCCAUGUUUCUCAAACAAAACUUUUUGAAGUUGUUGCAAAUUUCAAAGUGUUUAAGGUUAAGUUUAUGCAUUAACUCCGAAAUCUUAAGGUUAGGCAUUAACUCUGAGUGGUUAAGGUUUGGGAUAGGCUUAAAACAAAAAUCUCAAACAACUUUCUGUUGCUGGAUUCGAAUUUGCAUCCUACAGAAUCAGAGGCUUGUCGUGGAAAUAAGUCACUCUGGGUUCAUUCUGUUGUUAUCUGCACGUGGGUGAUGUCUUCACCCCUCCCUGGCUUAGUUUCCCAGAUGCAAGAAUGAUUUAGAGACAAUGAGGAAUUGUUCUAAACUCCUCCUGGUUACACCAACCACAUAUUUUCUAUGCAAUGCAGUCUUUAACUCAUUUGUCAACUCAAGCCAUCUCUGGUGACCAUACGCCCAGAUUAGCUGCAGGGAAUUAGAGUGGAGACCAAAAAAACACAGACACUAACAGGACAGAAAUAUCCUAUUUGUUAAGUAUUAAUAUCUAACUAUUAAUAUCAAACAAAUCAGGUAAACAAGUAAUUUUUCUAUCACAGGCUUCAGAGACAAUAAGAAUAAUGCAUUUUAUUUGGAAGAUGCCUUUCAGGACACCACCAAAAAAUCUAGUGCUGUACAUAAAAUCAAUUCCAUUCAUGAAUUCAAA